AUGUGUAAUGUUGAAGUUAUGGUUGAACAACCCCAAUGUGCUUCAGUUUAUGAAGAACCUGCAUUGAUUAAUGAGCAGCCUCCUACUAGAAUCGACAUUGCUCAUCUGAUUAGAGAUCCAAGCAAUCGUCCUCAAAUUUGGGAAUACCCGAUUAAUCAACAAGAUGAAAUUAGAAGGGCAUACAUUAAUUUGGGGCCAUAUCAACCUUUGAUGUCUGAAUAUCCGCUGACUGCAUCAUAUAAUGAACAAGUAGGUGCUCUUGUUUUGGAUAAUGCUCCACAAAAUGCUAAAUACACCUCACAUCAAAUUCAAAAGGAAAUUUUGCAUGUCUUUGCUAGAAAUGUUCAGUCUUCAAUUCAUCAUGAGAUUGGUGAUGCAAGAUUUUGCUUAAUUGUUGAUGAAGCUCGAGAUGAAUCCAGAAGAGAGCAAAUGGCCCUUGUUAUUAGGGGCCAAGGGUAUGAUGGUGCUAGUAAUAUGCGUGGAGAGUGGAAUGGAUUGCAAGCUUUAUUCAUUAAUGAUUGCCCUUAUGCAUAUUAUGUACAUUGCUUAGCUCAUCAAUUACAAUUGGCUCUUAUUGCUGCAGCUAGAGAAAUAUCUGAUGUUCACACUUUUUUUCAGAACUUGAUUUUUAUUAUUAACAUUGUUAGUGCUUCUUGCAAGCGUAAUGAUGAAUUACGGGCUUUUCAAGCAGCUACAAUUGAACAUUUAGUUGAUAUUGGUGAGAUUGAAACGGGUAAAGGAGUUAAUCAAGUAGGUGGUUUGCAACGACCUGAGAUAGCAGAUGGAGUUCGCACUUCAAAUCCAUUUGCAUUGCUAAUGUCAUUUGAUUUUGCAUUCAUCUUGCAUAUAAUGAAGAAUGUUAUGGGAAUUACUGAUGUGCUUUGCCAAGCUUUGCAACAGAAAUCUCAAGACAUUUUAAAUGCUAUGCAUUUGGUGACUACCACAAAGACUUUAAUUCAGAAGUUAAGAGAUGAUGGCUGGGAAACUCUUUUAGAAGAAGUGACAUCAUUUUGUAAGCAUCAAGACAUUGAAGUUCCUGAUAUGGAUGCUUGUUUUUCUAAUGUGGGACGAUCUCACCGUAAAACAAAAUCAAUAACAGUUGAGCAUCACUAUCGAGUUGAUAUAUUUACAGCUAUCAUUGAUCAACAGUUGCAAGAGUUAAAUAAUAGAUUCAAUGAGCAGACGAUUGAGCUUCUUAAGUUGAGCGCAACUUUAGAUCCUAAAAAUAACUAUAAAUUAUUCAGUGUUGAAGAUAUAUGCUUACUUGUUGACAAGUUUUAUCCUGAAGACUUUUCUAACCAAGAAAAAACUCAUUUGAGAUUUCAGUUGCAGCAUUAUGAGCUUGAUGUGCCCAAUCAUCCAAAGUUAAAGAAUAUGUCAUCGAUUGCUGAUUUAUGUCAAGGAUUGGUUGAAACAGAAAAAUCAACAAUUUAUCCACUCAUUGACAGGUUGAUUCGGCUUAUUUUGACUCUUCCUGUUCAGUAA
Molecule: messenger RNA, 1485 nt
Organism: Populus trichocarpa (black cottonwood)
Lineage: Eukaryota; Viridiplantae; Streptophyta; Magnoliopsida; Malpighiales; Salicaceae
Exons: 4
Coding region: 1-1485 (494 amino acids)
Source: RefSeq, a predicted model, not a curated record